This is a messenger RNA of Quercus robur (English oak), 2703 nucleotides long. RefSeq lists its product as uncharacterized. The transcript has 15 exons. Gene Ontology annotation, biological process: ribosomal large subunit biogenesis; ribosomal large subunit export from nucleus. The record is from RefSeq and is a predicted model, not a curated record. The coding region runs from base 87 to 2495 and encodes 802 amino acids. Lineage: Eukaryota; Viridiplantae; Streptophyta; Magnoliopsida; Fagales; Fagaceae. Gene Ontology annotation, cellular component: nucleolus.
AACAAAGCAAGAAUAAUAAUUGCUGAAUAGAAUAUAGGGGUUUUUGUAGGGUUUCCUUUUCUCUGAACCAAAAAAAAAAAAAAAGAAUGCCUUCUCACCAGGGCGCGGAGGCGCUCUCAGCCUCGGGCCGGAGCUCCGAGAAGCUGAGCCUCCCAACACUCCAGUCGAAGAUGAAGUCCGACCCGGACGGUUACGAAUCGGAGCUAAUCCUCCUCUACAGCCAAUUCAAGUCCUCCCUCGAACUCUUCCAGCAACAAGCGGCGCUCAAUUUCACCUCCAUCAGCGGCAUCGGCAGCGACCCCUCCGUCGCCAAAGACCUCGGCGACAGAGCCUUGAUUUUGGCCCAUGUCACCCCUUUUUACCCCAACCACCUCGCCGACUUCCCCAAACAACUCGCCGGUUUGCUCUCCUCCGCCUCUAGAUCGCUUCCCUCCGGCCUCCGGUGCCACGUCGCCCAAUCUCUCAUUCUACUCUCCAAUCGACAGAUGAUUGAUAUUGAAGAAACCCUAGCAUUGUUCAUGGACUUACAGACUCUAGGUGAUAAGCCUUUAAGAAAAUUGGCUUUCUCUCAUGUUAUUCAUAGCAUUAAGCGAAUGAAUCAGAAGCACAAGAAUGAUGCUAAGAAUCGUAAGCUCCAAAAUAUCGUGUUUGCAAUGCUACAGCAAGAUGAUGAAGCAAAAGCCAAGAGAGCUCUCACCACGCUAUGUGAGCUUCACCGGAGGAAGUUGUGGUUCGAUGAUAGAACCGCAAAUGCCAUUGCUACUGCAUGUUUUCAUUCGUCGCCAAGGAUCAUGAUUGCUGCUCUGUCGUUUCUUCUUGAUUACGAGAAGAUUGAAGACGAUGAUGAUAGUGAUGCUUCAAGUGGUGAAGAUGACCCGAAUCCCCAAGCUCCUCAUGUUGUCAUCAAUAAACAGGCUAUUUAUAACGCACACCAUAAAGGAACAGUUUCAAGCAAGAAGAAAAAGCAAGCAAAAUUGCAGCGUGCAAUGCGUAGCAUGAAAAGGCAACAACGUCUGUCAUCAGAAAAUGUCUCAUCGAAUAAUUAUUCCCCACUUAACCAUCUUAAAGAUGCACAGGGAUUUGUUGAGAAGUUAUUCUCUCGGCUUCAAACAUGCAAUGAACGUUUUGAGGUUAGGAUGAUGAUGCUGAAAGUAAUAGCUCGAACAGUUGGGCUUCACCGCUUGAUUCUGUUGAAUUUUUAUCAUUUCAUUGAGAAAUAUAUUCAGCCCCAUCAACGUGAUGUCACAAGUUUACUUGCAGCAGCAGUUCAGGCCUGUCAUGAUAUGGUGCCACCUGAUGCAGUUGAACCACUAUUCAGAAAGAUAGUAAAUCAGUUUGUACAUGAUCGUUCACGCCCAGAGGCCAUUGCUGUUGGACUGAAUGUAAUAAGGGAGAUUUGUUUACGCAUGCCAUUGUUGAUGACAGAAGAUUUGCUGCAAGAUCUUGCACUGUACAAGAAAUCACAUGAGAAAGCAGUUUCAAUAGCAGCUCGUUCACUAAUUACUUUAUUUAGAGAGGUUUGCCCCGCACUGCUAAUCAAGAAGGAUCGUGGGCGCCCUACAGACCCGAAGGCAAGGCCAAAAGCAUAUGGAGAAGUCAAUGUGAGCAGCAAUGUUCCUGGUGUAGAGUUAUUACAAGAAGAUGACAAUAAUGAGGAGGAUAUUAGUGACGCUGAAAGGUCCUCAUCCAAUGAUUCUGAUGAUGAUCAUGAUAAUGAGGUUGAUGUUGCCAGCAAUGAUGAAGAAAAUCAGCUAUAUGGUGAUAUUACUGGAAGUGAAGAUGAUGAAUUAGAAGAUGAUGAAGUAGCUCAAAAUGAAGAUGGAAAUAACAUUAUUGAUAGUGAUGACAGUGAUGUUAGUGACAAUGAUGAUGAUGAUGAUGAUGAUGGGAAAGAAGAGGAGGAGAUGGAGGCAGCAAAAUGUUCCAGCAAAACUAGGGAUAGUGAAACUGGAGGAAGAGAAUCUAAAGCAAAAAAGAGGAAGUUGUCUGAUUUUGAUGGACAAUUGCUUGCUGCUGACUCAAGCCUUCGGGCUCUAAAGAGAUUGGCAGGAGUGACGAUGGGGCAAACCUCACCAGACUCAACUGAUGGAAUUCUUUCUAAUGAGGACUUCCAAAGAAUCAAGGAAUUGAAGGCAAAGAAGGAUGCAAAUGAUGCUUUGGUUAAACAUGGGUUAAGAAAGGGUAUCCCAAGUUCUGAUCAACUGAGUACUAAACGAGUCGAUCCUGCCAAACUUGAAUUUCAUGUAAAAAAGAAGAUGAGCAAGGAGGAAAGAUUAGCGUUAGUUAGGGCAGGGAGGGAGGACAGGGGGAAGUACCAGGCUCGAACGUCUGUAAAGCAGAAAAAGACUGGUGGUCUGAGCAAUAGGCAGAAGGAGCGCAAGAAGAAUCUGCCUAUGGCAGCAAAGAAAGCCAAGGUAGCAAGGUCUCAACUAGAGAAGAAGAAGAAACAACAGCGUGCAGGCAAACAGUUUCGUGGGAGGAAAGCGUGGAAAUGACUGGAAACAUUUAUCGCUUUCCUAUACAAUGUUAUCUGUUAUAUUUUUUGAAUGGCAAUUAUAUUAUUUUGCCAGUUUUUUCGCCCCUGAGGAAUUAGCAAAUUAUAUUUCAAAGAAAAUAUUACAGCAAGUCAGUACAAUACUUCAAAAAUCUUGCUGGGACAGCCAGCAUCACAAAUAACAAAUUUUGUCAGAAAUUUAUUGAAAA